Messenger RNA from Chlorocebus sabaeus (green monkey), 3347 nucleotides. RefSeq lists its product as uncharacterized. Gene Ontology annotation, biological process: regulation of DNA-templated transcription. The record is from RefSeq and is a predicted model, not a curated record. Lineage: Eukaryota; Metazoa; Chordata; Mammalia; Primates; Cercopithecidae.
GUGCCAAGGCUCAGUGUCUAGAGCUGUGCUUCAUGGGCUUGCUGGCUGGCCUGAGACCAGGUGAACUCUGGGUGUGAGGUGGUUCCCACCCUCCACCUACAAUCCCCACCUCCUCUCCCAGGGCCUGAGUAACCAACACAAGACAGUGCUAAAGAGCGGGUGAGUGACGGGCUUCAAGCCCAUCCAGGAAGAUUUGAAUGCCAUCUGGGCUGGGGCUGUCAGGGUAGGGACUAUGGCUGCCUGAAACCAGGACGGUCAUAAAAGCUGAAAUUUUAAAAUAAUCGUUAUUAUAUAUGUAUUUAUUUUUGAAUAGCUAUCUAGUUUAUUAUUUGAAAUGCAUGUGACCUUACACAGAAGGUUAAAGGCAAAUACCCUUUUAGGUGGGCCCGGCUCAGCUCUGGGAGGGAACCCUGUCUGAAAAGGCUGCAAUUUAGGCUGUUAGUCUUCAUUCAGCCGAGCAUCUGAUCACAUCUUCUGUCAUUCCGGACCCGAGGGGGUGGGGUUUUACUUAUUAUCUAAUCAGGGACGCUGGGCUGGGAACUGUCCAAUCAGGAAUGCAGCUAGAGCGGACAGGGCGGCUUCCGGGUUUGGCGGGGCCUUUGUCUCUCCGCAGCCGGAGCUCCAGGUUUUGACUUCACUGCUCUGUGUCCUCUGUUUGUAGAGGCCCAGUCUCUGUGGCUCCGUGACGUGCAAGUAUUGGAGAUCCAUAUCUAAGACGCCAGGGUCCCCGGAAACCUAGAAAUGGAACCAUUGAAAUUUAGGGAUGUGGCCGUAGAAUUCUCUCUGGAGGAGUGGCAAUGCCUGGACACUAUACAGCAGAAUUUAUAUAGGAAUGUGAUGUUAGAGAACUACAGAAACCUGGUCUUCUUGGGUAUUGCUGUCUCUAAGCCAGAUCUGAUCACCUGUCUGGAGCAAGAAAAAGAGCCUUGGACUAGAAAGAGACAUAGGAUGGUGGCCAAACCAGUUACUUGUUCUCAUUUUGCCCAAGACUUUUCACCAGAGCAGAACAUAAAAGAUUCUUUCCAAAAAGUGACACUGAGAAGAUAUGGAAAAUGUGAACAUGAGAAUUUACAGUUAAGAAAAUGUGGUAAAAGUGUGGAUGAGUGCAAGGUGCAAAAAGGAGGUUACAAUGGACUUAACCAAUGUUUGCCAGCUACCCAGAGCAAACUAUUUCAUUGCGAUGAAUAUAUGAAAAUCUUUCAUAAAUUUUCAAAUUUAAAUGGACAUAAGAUAAGACACACUGGAAAAAAACCUUUUAAAUGUAAAGAAUUUGGCAAAUCAUUUUGCAUGUUUUCAAACCUAACUCAACGUAAAAUAACUUGUACUAGAGUAAAUUUCUACAAAUGUGAAGACUGUGGAAAAGCCUUUAAUGGAUCCUUAAACUUUACUAAACAUAAAAGAAUUCAUAGUGGAGAGAAACCAUACAAAUGUGAAGAAUGUGGCAAAGCCUGUAACCAGUUCACAAACCUUACUACACAUAAGAUAAUUUAUGCUACAGAGAAACUCUACAAAUGUGAAGAAUGUAGCAAAGCCUUUAACCUGUCAUCACACAUUACAACACGUAAAAUAAUUCAUACUGGAGAGAAUCCCUACAAACGUGAAGAAUGUGACAAAGCCUUUAAUCAGUCCUCAACCCUUACUACACAUAAGAUAAUUCAUACUAGAGAGAAACUCAAUGAAUAUAAGGAAUAUGGCAAAGCUUUCAACCAGCCCUCACACCUCAUCAGACAUAAGAUAAUUCAUACUGGACAGAAAGCCUACAAAUGUGAAGAAUGUGGUAAAGCCUUUAACCAGUCCUCACACCUUACCAGACAUAAGAUAAUUCAUACUGGAGAGAAGCCCUACAAAUGUGAAGAAUGUGGCAAAGCUUUUAGACAGUCCUCACACCUUACUACACAUAAGAUGAUUCAUACUGGAGAGAAACCCUACAAAUGUGAAGAAUGUGGCAAAGCUUUUAACAAGUCUUCACACCUUACUAGACAUAAGAGCAUUCAUGCUGGAGAGAAACCCUACCAAUGUGAAGAAUGUGGCAAAACUUCUAACCAAUCCUCAAACCUUACUGAACAUAAGAAUAUUCAUACUGAAGAGAAACCAUACAAAUGUGAAGAAUGUGGCAAAGCCUUUAAGCAGUUCUCAAACCUUACUACACAUAAAAGAAUUCAUACUGGAGAGAAACCCUACAAAUGUGAAGAAUGUGGCAAAGCUUUUAACCAGUCCUCAAUUCUUACUACACAUAAGAGAAUUCAUACUGGAGAGAAAUCCUACAAAUGUGAAGAAUGUGGCAAAGCUUUCUAUCGAUCCUCAAAACUUACUGAACAUAAGAAAAUUCAUACUAGAGAGAAACGCUACACAUGUGAAGAAUGUGGCAAAGCCUUUAACCAUUCCUCACACCUUGCUACACAUAAAGUAAUUCAUACUGGAGAGAAAUUCUACCAAUGUGAAGAAUGUGGUAAAGCCUUUAACCAGUCUUCACACCUUACUAGACAUAAGAGAAUUCAUACUGGAGAGAAACCCUACCAAUGUGAAAAAUGUGGCAAAGCUUUUAACCAGUCCUCAAAUCUUACUGUACAUAAGAAAAUUCAUACUGGUGAGAAACUCUACAAACCUAAAAGAUGUAACAGUGAUUUUGAAAACACCUCAAAUUUUUCUAAACAUAAAAGAAAUUAUACUGGUGAGAAAUCUUAGAAAUCUGAAGAAUGUAACAAAGCCUUUAAAGGUUGUCACGCUUCAUUGUACAUAAUUCAUACUAAAAACCGUAGUGUGAAGAAUGUGGCAAAAUUUGUAACCAAUGCUCACACCUUAUUGCACAGGAAACGAUUUGUACUAGGAAAAAAAAUGUCAAAUAUACAGAAUGUGAAAAAGCCAUUAAUACCUGUUCACAUCUCAGCAUCAGAAAGUUCAUACUUAAUAAAAGCAUUAUACAUGCAAUUACGUCAAAAAUCUUUCAGAAAAUAUAAGCCUUUAAAGUGAAGAGUAUUCAUUUUGACAACAUACAUUAUGAGCAUAAAGCGGGUUGUAGUUGUUAGGCAGGAAUCUAGACCCAACAUGGCGAUAUCACCUGGCAUGGUAGGCCCUUUGUUAGGACUCCCUGCCCUUCACUUCCUGCUAAGUCAGUGUGCGAAAAAAGCCCGUCCCCGCCAAAGAACCCCCACUCUGCGCAAGCUCCUGGAUAUAUUAUUCCCCAGAAAUCGAAACCUACCUCAAGAAAGCCGAUACCUACAAACCCCGCCUACCUCGCCCUACAAAAGGCCCCCCAAUACCCGCCCCCAGGGCGACUUCCUCGGCCCUCCUGAUAGAGGACCGGUUAACCUCUCCAGCGAGCCCAAUAAAGGCUGCCUUUGUUCUCA